CCACCCACCAACAGGAAUAAUGGCUGAAAAAGCGGAGUCUACAUUUUCACACCUUCUGGUUCCUAUUCUUCUCCUGAUUGGCUGGAUUGUGGGCUGCAUCAUAAUGAUUUAUGUUGUCUUCUCUUAGAAAGACAAGAAGAUAUCAGAUUGACAUCAUUUAGAAGAAUUAAGAAAACUAUGAACAUGACCGAUUAUUAAAUGUCUCAUCUUAAACAAUGCAAUGUUUGACAUCACUUUACAAACUUGGAUCAUAAACUGGCACUUUGGUGUGUAUAAGAAUUUCUUCAGGACAAUAAGAAAUUAUGAGUGAAUUUCUCUAUAUUCUGAGUGAGAAAAAUGUUUAGCUGUGACGAAAAAUGCGUCAUUAAAAAUGUUUGAUAAAUUUAACCACAUUACAAAAAAUUAUCCCCCCUGCCCUCUGGAAAAAACUAUAGAGAAAGUGGGCUGAGGCUGUGCAUGGAGGCUCAUGUCUGUAAUCCCAGCACUUAGUGGGGAUCCCUUGAGCCCAGAAAUUGGAGACCUGCCUAGGCGACAGAGAGAGACCCCAUCCCUACAAAAAAAAAAAAGAAAGAAAGAGAAAGAAA
Nomascus leucogenys (northern white-cheeked gibbon) is the source of this 584-nucleotide messenger RNA. It is a transcript of the gene STRIT1, whose product is annotated as small transmembrane regulator of ion transport 1. Gene Ontology annotation, biological process: regulation of slow-twitch skeletal muscle fiber contraction; regulation of ATPase-coupled calcium transmembrane transporter activity. Lineage: Eukaryota; Metazoa; Chordata; Mammalia; Primates; Hylobatidae. The record is from RefSeq and is a predicted model, not a curated record.